GACCAAGACCAGUACUACCAGUACCAAGACUAGUAUCACUGGCACCACAAAUGCGAUCAGAAAUACUGACGCAAGAACUAAUGUCAUUGACUUUGCCUCAAGCGAUGAAUAUGAUAGCAACAAUUUAA
Messenger RNA from Racocetra persica, 128 nucleotides. NCBI's taxonomy places the organism in Eukaryota, Fungi, Glomeromycota, Glomeromycetes, Diversisporales, Gigasporaceae. The record is from the annotation of a GenBank genome assembly.